Cladocopium goreaui is the source of this 1143-nucleotide messenger RNA. The record is from the annotation of a GenBank genome assembly. Lineage: Eukaryota; Dinophyceae; Suessiales; Symbiodiniaceae.
AUGUAUACGAGUCAACCGGCUGUGGUGUACAGCCCGCAAGCGCCGCCGGCGCCAGCACAAGCCUAUUCUUCGAUGCCAGCCUACCCUGCAGGAUACAUGCCUGGUGUGCCUGGAAUGCCCCUGGGGCAAAAUGGCUUUUCUUCGCAGGUCAUGUCUCCCAAUGGCAGGCCGGUUGAGGACAUGUUUUUGUUCGUGAACCCUGGCUCCGGAAGCAACAAGGGCAAGGUCUUUUUGGAAGCGCCCAAGCCUUUGGUGGUGGAGGUGGAAGGUAACAAGAAGGUGCAGCUACAUGUCUUCAGCAUGUUAGAGGGCGAGUCAGGUAACAAGCCCGGUUUCAAAAAGUUGAAGGAGACGAUCCUCCUCCGCGGUGGCAGCCCCGUGCGCGCCGUGGUGGGCGGCGGCGACGGCACCGUGAUGUGGGCCGACUCGGAGGCGCAAAAGCAUGGCAUUGACACUCCGAAGCAAGUGGCGUGGGGUAUCGUGCCCUUGGGCACCGGCAACGACUUUUCCCGAGUUGCCGGUUGGGGUGGAGACAAUCCUGAGGGCGUCAGCGACAACAACUUCGCGCUACUGAAGGACCUGGUGAAACAGUGGUCUGUGGCAAAAAUCCGACAUCACGACGUCUGGGAGGUGUCCGUGAAUUUGGAUGAAUCUCAGGGUAAGUUGUUGAAGAUGGGAAAGACGCAGGUGGAGGAGGAUUUGCAUGUGACCAGCAAGACCUUCCACAUGGUGAAUUACUUUUCCAUUGGUCAAGAGUCACAGGUCGGAAUGCACUUUGACAAACAUCGAACCAAGAGCCAGACCUGCAACCUCUUUGUUUACGGUGCAGCUGGCUGCUUGCAAGAGUUGAGGUGUUGGGGCGUGCAACAUAUUGGCAACAUCGUGGCGAACUUGUAUCACGGUAGAGACAAGAAUGGGUCGUUGAUUAUGGAUAGCGAGGGCGACUUAGGAGAGCCACAGCUCAUUGGCAAUCCAGAGAGCUUGAUGUUUCUGAACAUCAGUUCCUAUGCCGGUGGCAAGGCACAUUUGUGGCAGCUGGAAUGCGACAUCGGAGUGGAUCCUCCACCAGCCACCGAUUCCGUGAACGUGACCCAGGCCAUGGGACGGUACAACCUUGCCAAGUUCCCACGAUAUCCAAACUGA